Molecule: messenger RNA, 2741 nt
Organism: Haliotis rubra (blacklip abalone)
Lineage: Eukaryota; Metazoa; Mollusca; Gastropoda; Lepetellida; Haliotidae
Product: cholesterol 25-hydroxylase-like
Exons: 2
Coding region: 343-1296 (317 amino acids)
Biological process (GO): sterol biosynthetic process
Molecular function (GO): C-4 methylsterol oxidase activity; iron ion binding
Source: RefSeq, a predicted model, not a curated record
GCGUUGCUCAUUCAGCUGUGACUCGCCGGGCAGACGACACUCCAUCUGCCGAACUGUUUGACGAAGUGGAGGGCGGCAAUAUCUAUCGGUGACCCGGGAGCGGUCGGAUAUACUACUGAUCCACGAAGUAUGAAUUAAAACGAGACAUGCGCACGGAGCUUGGAGCUUCUUACAUGUGUGAAUUGUGAAACAUUGUACACAGCUGGGUCAACUGCUUCACCGCCGCUCGUUGUUCACAGAGAGGGUUGACAAACACCGGAGCUCUGUCACACCAGGAGAAAGCGUGGCCAUCGCCGGUCCUAGUUUUGUCUGCGGGCGUGCCUACACCAGUAAACCACCGCAAUGAAAGCACAGAGGGUACAACAGCAGCAUGACAAAGAAGACGUCCUGACUGAAAGUACGGAACAGUCAGGACAUGUUUUCACAGUGGCAAUCAUCAGAGGAGUUAUCGCCCUUACCGCUGCAGCGUGCGUGUACUACUACGACCCAAUCCAGAGAUGGACCAACUCUGCGUGGUACUGGCUGUUACAAAGUAGUCUUUUCAAUUCGGUUUACUUCGAGAGCUGGUUAGCCACGUUUUGUUAUGCAGUUCUUAUACCUAUAUACCCCUACGCUCUCCAUUACAUGAAGUCUCUGAACAAAUACAAAGUCCGCCCUUCAGUGACGUACGAACAUCAGUCUAUAGCAGGGAUGCUACUUGACGCUGUUAUCUACACGGCUCCUCUCAUGCUCUUGGAUACUUUCAUUGUCAAGAAAUACCACGGCGUUGACCCCGAGAUUUGGGUCGAGAAGCGGAAGUCGUGGAUCCAGACGACAAGAGCACUUCCGCUUGAUCCGCCAUCUUUCUCAGGGCUUGUGUUUGAUCUUAUCGCAAGUGUGUUGUUGUAUGAUGCGAUGUUUUUCUUCCUGCAUUUCGCUCUCCACAAGAACUUCUGGUUAUAUAAAACCUUCCACGCCCUACAUCACGACCACGAUGUGAUGCACGCUCACGUCACUAACCAACUGACGGUAGGGGAGAGACUCGCGCUCAUACUGUCGGCCAACUUUGCACUCAAGGUUUUCAACAGCCAUCCUGUCACCAGGGCGUUGUUCGUUCCUGUGUUUAUAUAUUUACUUAUUGAUAACCAUACUGGGUAUGAUCUCCCGUGGGGCCUCCACAAAAUAGUGCCGUUUGGAAUCAUGGGAGGCCCCAGAAAACAUUACGCCCACCAUUUGGAAGGCAAGAGACAUUACCAGCCUUUCUUAACGUAUCUAGACAAUUUAUUGGAAAUGAAGCAGAAAAACAAACUUUUGUAACGAUAUGAGUUUGAACGUGUUAUAAUAUCGUUACACUGCUACCGUGUGUCAUAUGUAAUGUCUCUUCAGGAUCCGCCUAUCGUGGGUUUGAAUCCCAAUGAUUGGCCUUGGUUUGCCACUAUACCCGUGCGUGUAUGGUAUCAUCACCAUGUUAAACGUCUACGACCUGCGACGUUUUGGGCUUUCAUCUCACAAUCAGCUGACAACGUGAUACGACUGUGAUAUUGCUCAAAGCGGCGUCAAAGCCAACUCACUCACACUUCACACUCACAACGUUUAACAGAUUUAUCAUAUGUGUGUGUGUCAAGAAAGAAGUCAUCGAUUCUUGCUGACAAAAUUAUAUAUUUUCGUUUUAUAGAAAUCAUUGUAUAUAGUAUCUUGAAUGAACAGUGACAUAUGCCUCAGGAAUAGAUGGUUUUUUUAAAACAUUUAGUCCCGAGAGUCUGAAGAAUGAUAUUAUAACUAAACAGUGCAUUAAUACCGACACGCCACCUAAUUAGCCAGGAUGGUAGUAAUGCAAGAGUGAGUACGUUUUCUACCAAUCCAGAAUAAAAGAAUACUCUUUACUCAGCUCUGCUGCCUCUGAACUGCUUUUCCUACUUGAUUAAUUAUAUUUUUGACGAGGAUUGACGAUCCAGAGAAAUAUUUAUUUGUGGUUUAACCACCUUUCAUGUAUAGUGUAUAGGAAGAUUUCGUGCCAUAGUUUAGGGACGGUUGAGAGGUCCAGUGGGUAAAGCACUCGCUCGUCACGUCUGUUUCUAUUCCUCACACGUUCAAAAUAUGAAGCCCAUUUCUGGUGGCCCCCGCUGUGAUGGUACUGGAAUAUUGAUGAAAUCUACGUAAAUACUCACUGACACAUAAUUACAACUGAAAUAAGGCAGUUUUAAGCGAUGAUCACUACACAAUAUUCCGCAUCUACCAAGACUGCCUGUAAAUAAUCCGAGACCAGCAGAAGGUAAUUUGAACCACAUUCUACACUGAUGGGGCACCAUGAAACACAAUCUGACAAGUGAUCGAGCCUGACCACCGAACCAGAUUACUCGGCUCUUACGACAAGCAAUAGGGUGCUGCGACCUAUUUAACAUAGCCAGACAGAAAAUAGAACAGGAAUGGUUUUUUUGUAAGCUUGUGUAUACAGUUAUUUAUAUAUUUUCAAAUUUUUCAUUUAUAGCUUUUCUCCAGAGAGUAUAUAUUACCUUCGCGUAUAUGCUUUUGAACAGUCAACUCUCAUCGACUAUAUACCUAUCGAUACGUAUACUUGCAGAGACGAUCAUUUAGCCUUAUGUAAAAUUAUAUGUUUGACUGCAUCAGUUACACAAUGAUAUCUAUGUUUGGACGUUACUUCAUGUCAUAAACGUUUGGUAUGUAUUCGACACGUCAUGUCAUUAAAUGUCCAACUGGGAUGUUGGCCUAUAUUCACCGAAAUAAAGAUGAUUGUCUUGCCA